This is a messenger RNA of Eutrema salsugineum, 1002 nucleotides long. RefSeq names its product pumilio homolog 18. NCBI's taxonomy places the organism in Eukaryota, Viridiplantae, Streptophyta, Magnoliopsida, Brassicales, Brassicaceae. The transcript has a single exon. Bases 1 to 1002 code for a protein of 333 amino acids. The record is from RefSeq and is a predicted model, not a curated record. Gene Ontology annotation, cellular component: cytoplasm. Gene Ontology annotation, biological process: post-transcriptional regulation of gene expression. Gene Ontology annotation, molecular function: mRNA binding.
AUGGCAAUCACCGAUAGUCCCUUUUCGAUGUCGACCAUGUUCAAUGCAUUACACCAAAUCCGUUUCUCAAAAGGAAUCUCCGGUGCCAUUCCUCCUCCGGGAUUCUCCCCACGCGCCUCCUCCUCCGCCGUGACAAACACGCGCCUAGACCAGCUGUUCAACAUAAUGACUAGCGGCGAAGGCGGCAUGGCACAGUUUAAAGAGAUGAUCUCAAAGUUCGACCGAACCGAGCUUCAGCUGCUCGUGUCGUUGCUGACGUCACACUCCGACUACUUCGUCGAGAUAGUCAGAAACAAGAGUGGGUCUAGACGAGUGCAGAAGCUCCUCGGAAUAUCAGAUGACGUGGACGCGUUCUUCUACGCCGCUAUCUUGCGCCGUUUCCUCAACAUCAUGAACGACAAGUACGCAUCUUACGUGGCGAUACGAGCUAUGGUCGUUUUCGACCAGGAGAAGAAAUAUGCAAUGUACGAGCAUAUUCUCCACCACGCGCUCGACAUAGCGUGUGACCAACACGGCUGCAUCGCGCUCAACGAGAUCAUAACCGACGCUGAUGAUUCUUUCUACAGAAAUCUGCUUUUAGACGUCGUCGCGCAAAACGCUCUCUUCCUAAGCAACGACGCUUCAGGGAACUUCGUGGUCCAACAUGUGCUUAAACUCUGUGACUUGCGUUGCACGCACAACGUCGCGGUUAGUCUUCGUGGCCAUUGCGUUGAUCUGUCGUUCAAGAGGUAUGGAAGCUACAUAGUAGAGAAGCUUCUGGAUGCGGAGGUGUCAAUGGCUAUGGUGGUAAUGGAGCUUUUGGAGUGCGAAGGAGACAGGUUGAUGAGGCUUGCGAGGAAUGAGUUUGGAAAUUUCGUGGUGGUCAAGGCACUGAAAGCCACGCAAAAGAUGUCUAGGGUUGAUCUUUUUGGAGGUUUGGUGCAUAAGCUCACGCCUUUUCUUCACCUCUUGCGUAGGUCUCACGGGAGCAACAUUGCCAACAUCUUGGAGCCGACCAUUUAA